Condylura cristata (star-nosed mole) is the source of this 2725-nucleotide messenger RNA. It is a transcript of the gene DKC1, whose product is annotated as dyskeratosis congenita 1, dyskerin. Lineage: Eukaryota; Metazoa; Chordata; Mammalia; Eulipotyphla; Talpidae. Gene Ontology annotation, biological process: mRNA pseudouridine synthesis; box H/ACA sno(s)RNA 3'-end processing; rRNA pseudouridine synthesis. Gene Ontology annotation, cellular component: box H/ACA snoRNP complex. Gene Ontology annotation, molecular function: RNA binding; pseudouridine synthase activity. Bases 4 to 1632 code for a protein of 542 amino acids. The transcript has 14 exons. The record is from RefSeq and is a predicted model, not a curated record.
CAGAUGUCCCCGGGCCGCCGCCCGCUCUCGCUGGCUGCUAAGCUCCCUGCCCUGUAUUUUCGAGACAAAUGGCCAGUCGGUGUGUUUGCAUUUUCUUUAGUUUUUAUCUUGCCGAAGAAGCACAAGAAGAAAAAGGAGCGAAAAUCCUUGGCAGAAGAGGACAUAGCGGAAAUACAACAUGCUGAAGAAUUUCUUAUCAAACCUGAAUCCAAAGUGGCGCAGUUGGACACAUCUCAGUGGCCCCUGUUGCUAAAGAAUUUCGACAAGCUAAACGUAAGGACGACACACUAUACACCCCUUCCUUGUGGUUCAAACCCUCUGAAGAGGGAGAUCGGGGACUAUAUCCGGACAGGCUUCAUCAACCUCGACAAGCCCUCCAACCCCUCUUCCCACGAGGUGGUAGCCUGGAUCCGACGAAUACUUCGGGUGGAAAAGACGGGACACAGUGGCACUCUGGACCCCAAGGUGACUGGGUGCUUGAUCGUGUGCAUAGAACGAGCCACACGUCUGGUGAAGUCGCAGCAGAGUGCAGGCAAAGAGUACGUGGGGAUUGUCCGGCUGCACAAUGCUAUUGAAGGGGGGACCCAGCUUUCUAGGGCUCUAGAAACCCUGACGGGCGCCUUAUUCCAGCGCCCGCCCCUUAUCGCAGCAGUGAAGCGGCAGCUCCGUGUGCGGACCAUCUAUGAGAGCAAGAUGGUCGAGUACGACCCUGACAGGAGGCUAGGAAUCUUCUGGGUGAGCUGUGAGGCUGGCACCUACAUUCGCACGCUGUGCGUGCACCUGGGCUUGCUGCUGGGAGUUGGCGGCCAGAUGCAGGAGCUUCGGCGGGUCCGCUCUGGAGUCAUGAGCGAGAAGGACCACAUGGUGACGAUGCACGACGUGCUGGAUGCGCAGUGGCUGUACGACAACCACAGGGACGAGCGCUACCUGCGGCGCGUCGUUUACCCGCUGGAGAAGCUGCUGACAUCGCAUAAGCGGCUGGUCAUGAAAGAUAGCGCGGUGAACGCGAUUUGCUACGGGGCCAAGAUCAUGCUCCCAGGGGUGCUGCGCUACGAGGAUGGCAUCGAGGUCAGCCAGGAGGUCGUGGUCGUCACCACCAAAGGAGAGGCCAUUUGCAUGGCCAUCGCCCUGAUGACCACGGCGGUGAUCUCCACCUGCGACCACGGGAUCGUGGCCAAGAUCAAGAGGGUGAUCAUGGAGAGAGACACCUACCCCCGGAAGUGGGGGUUAGGGCCGAAGGCAAGUCAGAAGAAGCUGAUGAUCAGGCAGGGCCUCUUGGACAAGCACGGCAAGGCCACGGACAGCACCCCUGCCGCCUGGACGCAGGAGUAUGUUGACUACAGCGAUUCGGCCAGGAGGGAGGCGGUGGCUGACGCGGGGAAAGCCCCACCAGCGGCAGCGGAGCAGGUGAAAGCCGCCAAGCGUAAGCGAGACAGUGAAAGUGAGGACGCCUCUCCAGUGGCCCCACAGCCGCUCAGGAAGGAGAAGAAGAAGAAGAAGGACAAGAAGGCGAAGGCAGCGCCCGAGAGUGCAGAUGGGCCUGGAGACGGGGUGCCGGCAGACGGGGACAGUGACACCAUGAAGAAGAAGAAGAAGAAGAAGCGAAUAAAAGCAGAAGCGGUGUCUGACUAGCUGGGUCCCAUGAACAGCGCCUGCGAGGAGGGCCUGGGGGUGGGGAGCGCCGGCGACCAGUGACCGCGCGGUCGUCCCUCCUGUCCUGUUGUAAGGAUGGGAGGCAGAGCAGCUCGACGCCGCCGACUUCUCAGCUCAGGAGCGGGGCUACUCCAGGCUCAGCACCGCCGCGCCGCCUGCUCGCGCCCUCCCCACGCAGCAUGUAGAAAAGGGUCUGCGCGGUGCGGUUCUCGCCAGGGAGCAGGCCACGGCCGAAGCACACUGCCGCUGGUGCGCAAAGCUCUCCGCUGGCCUGUGAGGACGGGGUCUGUCUGGCGUGGAGGCCGCCGUUUACCUUCUGGACGUGGGGCCCCGGCCCAGCUUCGUCAGCUCAUGCGUAGCGUCAUGUACCUGCUGCUUUUGUGACAGGAGCCCCCAAAUUCCUGUACCCUCAUUCUAACCCUCUUUUAAAGGAUGAAAUCACUCAUUGCUGGGAGAAGACUUGUGAUUUUUACUUAUUAAAGUCGACUUCAGUUUCUUAAGUGUUCUGUGGCUUCGCGGUUGAGCUAGGAGGCCAGGAAGUGUUCAUUGGAAGUUACCUUCCAAGUCCAUGACACAGCAUUCCCUAGUUCCCAUCCUACUAGAUGAGGGCACACGUGGGCGAGGCCACGUUCACCUGCUGCGCAGGUCCGGGACCCCAAAGACCUGCAUAGAGUAAUCACCGGAACUGCGCAGUUUGGUACAAGAGGAAAAUGAGCCGACAAUAGGGGGCCUUGGCUGUAGCCCUGAGGCCACUGUCCUGGAUCACUGACAGGAAGCUAAAUGCCCGCAGUGGGUGGUGGCCCAGGAUUGGACAGCCUCGCGCCUUAGGUCCAGCACAGGCUCAGAAGGCAUCUCCGCUUGGGGGGCUGAAAGACAGCAGAGGAAGCUGAGGGCUGUCGGGGAAGUGGAAGACGGGUGGAUGUGGCCCCUGUGAGGGCGAACCUGGCUGCAGAGCGGCCCGCCCCUGCCCACGUGACCUGCACGCAGGUGUGUCUACUGAUGCAGACCCGCCCCCAGCGGCGUGGGGCCGCUGCGCUGGGCUGAGGCCUGCUGCGGGGUUGAGAAGAUGGGG